AACGCGUGGCCAGUGUUUCGCCUCCCGGUGUGGAAGAUGUAUGCCCUGCAAGUGCUGCCGACGUCACUGUUGCACAAAUUUAAUAUCAACUCGUUUUUUAACGAGACGUGUAUCGAGAAUAUCGACCGAACUAUACGUCAGAUUAUACGCGCGAAAGUGAGUGCCGGCGAUAAUGGCGACGAUUUUAUUAGCGAUGUUGUGCACUCAAAGCCCGAUGUUUAUGAUGACCAAGAUGUGGACAGUCUAGUGAUGGCGACCAAGACUGACGAUAUAAACGGGGUGAAAGAGCCGCUGACAGAGGACGAGGUGGUCGCCCAAGGGUUCAAUAUGUAUACGGCUGGGUUCGACCAAAUGGCAAAUCUAUUAGCGUUUGUGUCGUACGAGUUAGCGCUCAAACCGGAAGCUCAGGACCGGCUGUACGCGGAGAUCGUGGCCGCCGGCGUCCAAUCGGACGGUGAGAUUGGUUACGACGAGUUGCGCCGAUUGCCAUACAUGGAUGCCGUGGUGAACGAGACGCUCCGACUGCACGCCACGCCCGUCAAACUGCGGCGCACACCGGGUGUGGAUUUCCCGUUGACCGGCACCGGGAUUGUGAUCCGUAAAGGUCAGCCCCUGGAGAUUCCGAUCUACGCGAACCAUCACUCGGAUGAGUACUUUCCCGACGCCGAGAGUUUCAUUCCCGAUAGGUUUUUGCCCGAAAAUCGUCAGAAUAUAAAGCCGUAUACUUUCCUGCCGUUCAGCGCCGGACCCCGUGUUUGUGUGGGAAUGCCGUUCGUGUUGUUGGAGACUAAGCUGGCGUUGUUUCAUGUGUUGCGUCGCUUCCGGUUCGCCGUCCAUAAGGACACAAAAGUGCCGCCAAUUGUCAAAACGCAUCCAAUGAUCAAAGGACUCGUAUCGCUGUAUCUCUCGGUUGUGCCCCGAGAUUAA
Messenger RNA from Medioppia subpectinata, 927 nucleotides. The record is from the annotation of a GenBank genome assembly. Lineage: Eukaryota; Metazoa; Arthropoda; Arachnida; Sarcoptiformes; Oppiidae.